This is a messenger RNA of Coregonus clupeaformis (lake whitefish), 1468 nucleotides long. Its product is annotated as TATA-box-binding protein-like. Bases 264 to 1154 code for a protein of 296 amino acids. Gene Ontology annotation, biological process: DNA-templated transcription initiation. Lineage: Eukaryota; Metazoa; Chordata; Actinopteri; Salmoniformes; Salmonidae. The transcript is spliced from 8 exons. Gene Ontology annotation, molecular function: DNA binding; RNA polymerase II general transcription initiation factor activity. The record is from RefSeq and is a predicted model, not a curated record.
GAUGUAUCAUACCGGAUGUCACUGUUUUGAGCGAGUGAGUGCAUGAACCAGUGAAAGCAGCGGCUAUCCAAAGCGUUUUAAUGUGACAUUUUAAGUAAAGUUAGAGACGUGGUCAAAAGAAGCUAGCUUAGGGGUUCGCUGCUACCCUCUGUUGUUCCAACACGACUGUGGUCGAAUUUUUCAAAAACAGAAUUGCUCAUAGGUCUCAGAAUUUAUUUCCUUUUGAGACAGUGAACCAACUGUCCGCUUCAUAAUUUGAGGACAUGGAGCAGAACAACAGUUUGCCUCCUUUCCAGGGUCUUGCCUCCCCGCAGGGGGCGAUGACGCCUGGAACGCCCAUCUUCAGCCCCAUGAUGCCCUAUGGCAGUGGUCUGACUCCCCAACCUGUGACAAACACCAACAGCCUGUCUCUCCUGGAGGAGCAGCAUCGGCAACAGCAGGCUUCGGCCCAGCAGGGUGGGGUGUCAGGGGGCUCGGGACAGACACCACAACUUUAUCACUCACAAACGGUCACUACCACCACACUGCCGGGAAACACCCCUCUCUACACCACUACGCCACUAACCCCCAUGACACCCAUCACACCUGCAACACCUGCCUCUGAGAGCUCUGGGAUUGUCCCACAGCUACAGAACAUUGUAUCCACUGUAAACUUGGGCUGCAAACUUGACUUGAAAACAAUAGCACUGCGAGCUAGAAAUGCUGAGUACAAUCCUAAGCGAUUUGCUGCUGUAAUCAUGAGAAUACGAGAGCCAAGAACAACUGCACUAAUCUUCAGCUCUGGGAAAAUGGUGUGCACAGGAGCCAAAAGUGAAGAGCAGUCCCGCCUGGCGGCCAGGAAAUAUGCCAGAGUCGUGCAGAAGUUGGGCUUCCCAGCCAAAUUCCUUGAUUUCAAGAUUCAGAACAUGGUGGGCAGCUGUGAUGUCAAAUUCCCCAUUCGGUUAGAGGGACUUGUACUAACUCACCAGCAGUUCAGCAGUUAUGAACCAGAGUUGUUCCCUGGGCUAAUCUACAGAAUGAUCAAACCCAGAAUUGUCCUGUUGAUAUUUGUUUCAGGCAAAGUUGUAUUAACAGGUGCAAAGGUGAGAGGAGAAAUUUAUGAAGCAUUUGAAAACAUCUACCCCAUCUUGAAAGGAUUCAGGAAGACAACAUAAAUAUUUAUGCCUGCAAUCUUUUUUUUAUUUUUAAUUGUCACAUGGGAACUUGUCCUAUGUUGUGAGCUGUUACUUUGGGACUGAUUGGACCUGUACAGUUUAAUCAAGUCAGGGACCCCUCCUAUUCACCGUAAAGGGAUACUUCGGGAUUUUGGCAAUGAGGCCAUUUAUCUACUUAGUCAGAUGAACUCGUGGAUACCAUUUUUAUGUAUCGGUGUCCAGUAUAAAUGAAGUUUAUUUUUGCGAGCCAAUGCUAACUAGCGUUAGCAUGCUAGCAGAUACCCAUAGACUUCCAGUCACUGCGCUAACGCUAG